AGCACACCCACAGCUUCUGGGAUACCGACGGGAAGGAGUACACCCACAACUUCCGGUAUACCAAAUGGAAGGAGUACACCUACAUCAGGAAUUCCUGGACCAUCAGGAAUUCCAGGAAGAAGUACGCCUACAUCAGGAAUUCCUGGACCAUCUGGUAUUCCAGGAAGAAGUACGCCUACAUCGGGAAUACCUGGAAGGAACACCCCAACAAAAUCAGGAAUUUCUUCAGGUAUUCCAGGAAGAACUACACCAACAUCAGGCGGUAUACCUUCUGUAAUAACACGUCGUACAUCACGUCCAUCACGUCCAUCUUCACCACUUACAACCUUCUCACAUGGAAAUUAUUUGGCAAAUAAUAGUAAAGAUACGGAAGCUAUGGAAGAUGAAUUGAUGCAGCUUCGAGCAUCAUAUGCUGAACUUUCACGAAAAUAUGCAAAAACUUCUGCCGAGCUUGCUAUGCAUCAAGAUAAUAAUCCCGACGAAUUACAUAAUCUUAAAGGACCUGUAAUUGAAGAAUAUGAAAAAUCAAUAUCAUCACUUGAAAGUAAUUUAGCCAUGACAAUUGCAGCAUUAACUCAUGCCGAGAAUGCAUUGAAAGAAAUUGAAGAAAGAAAUGCUAUGUUGGAAAAAAACCAAGAACAAACAAAGAGUCUUAAUAAUAACUUACAGAAAUAUAUUAAAGAACUUGAAUCAAAACGUGAUACUGAAACAAAAGUGGUGACUGCACGUGAAGAUCAUUCAGAAAAAUUUGUUAGUGAAGCUGUGAAAGUACUUGAAGAACGAUUACGCGAUCGUGAGGCUGCUUAUAAAGAAUUAGAAGAAAAAUUAAAACGUUCUGGUGUAGAUCAAGAAAAACAUGUACUUUUGAAUAAAAUCGAUAGUAAAGAUAAACGAAUUAGUUUUCUUGAUAGCAAACUUACUCAACUUGGUGAUGAAGUUGAUAAAUUAAGAAGAUUGGAAAAUAAACAAAAUUCAAGUACAAUGAAUUUUUAUAAUAUGUCGGAAAGAGAUCAAUUGACCAUCAAAUCUCUUGAAUCAAAACUUCGACAAACUGAAACAGAACUUGAUGAAGCAAAAUUAAAAUAUCAAGAAUUACAAUCAAGGUUAGAUAAUAGUUCAGAAUUCACGGCAACGCCUAUUACACCCAUGACUCCUAUGACACCUGCCACACCACAUAAUGAAUACAAUAAUAAUAAUAUAAAUGGUUCAACAAAGCUUGGUGUACAUCGAAAAGCAAAAUCUUUAUCAGCUGAUCUCAAAUCAGAAAAUCAUUCUGCAAUUAUUGAAAAACUUCAAUUUGAGUUAAAAUUAUUCGAAUCUUUUAAUAAGGACAAACAACAAAGUUUAGAUGCUGUUAAACGUGAAUUGAACCAUUUAGAAAUAGAUUAUCAAGAAACAUUACAAUUGGUUAAUGAUCUUCAAGAAGAACUUAAAAAACGUGAUGGUAUAUCAAAUUCAGAACCAGCAAACUCAUCUAAUUCUCAAUUACUUCAAGAAGUUGAAAAACUCAAGGAGAAAGAAAAACAACUUUUACAGAAUAUCGAAGUACAUGAAACCGAACAUAAAAAACAUGUAGAAGAAAUUGAAAGGUUAGAAUCAAAUAUUCGUGAUCUUCGUAAACAAAUGACCGAAGAAACUUCUGAUGAUAAAAAUGAAGAAUUAAUGAUAUUACGUGAAUACGUGGCUAACAACAAAGAUUAUGAAAAUAUCAUUAAACGACUUGAAGAUGAGCUUCGAGAAGUUAAAGAAUCGCAUAAUCAAGAGAAGAAAUCAACUACAUCAUCAAAAGACAAUAGUAUUACGAAUAAUGAUGAAUCUUCGGCUGAUAAACUUGAACAAAACGUUGACGAAAAUGUAAUAGCAUUGGAAAGUACCGUUAAAAAUCUUGAAAAUAAACUUUCUUCUCUCAACUUGGACAUUAAAAACAAAGAUAACAUUAUUGAAAAAGAAUUGGAAAAUAAAGGGUUAUUACAAAAGCACCUCAAAGAUAAAGAAACUGAGGUAGCUAUUCUUACAAAACAAUUGAUGGAUCUUAGGAAACAAGAUGAUGAUGUGCAGAGGAGAAUGAAAGAGCUCCAAGCGCAAUUAGGUAGCGUCAAGGAAAUCAAUAAGUCAUUAGAAAGUGAUUUGGAUAAUAUUAAGAAUGAAUUGAAAGUUGUAAAAGAGAAUGAAGCUCAAGCACUUGAACAAUUACAAGUACUAGACGCUGAAGAGUUGAAACUUCAACAAGAAUUGGCGCAAUUACGCAAUACAGAAAUAACGCAACGAGAACGAAUUGCUGUAUUAGAAGCUCAAUUAUCAGAGAAAGAUAUCGAACUCCAAUGAAAAUGAAAUAAAUGAAACACUUGUUAAACUACGAAAGGAAUUAUCGGAUACUAAAUCAGAAAUGGAAUCACAAAAUGAAUUAUUAACAGAACUUGGAAAUCAAUUGACAACAACCGAAAAAGAACGUGAACAAUAUUCCGAACGUAUUAA
Molecule: messenger RNA, 2475 nt
Organism: Rhizophagus irregularis DAOM 181602=DAOM 197198
Lineage: Eukaryota; Fungi; Glomeromycota; Glomeromycetes; Glomerales; Glomeraceae
Source: RefSeq, a predicted model, not a curated record